AUGGCGUCGCUCGCGGUCGCACUCAGGCUUCCGCUGCUACUCUUCCGCCAACCGUCACCGAAGGAUCGCAAGCACUCGCAUUCCAAGGACAGCGACGACAAUGAGGAAACACCACGCCUCGUCACCUACGACGAACUGCCCAAAUGGUACCGUGACCAGGAGUCUCCCUUCAUCCGCACGAAAUACCGCCCCGUAUCCAACAGCUACAACGCCUGCCUCCAAUCGCUCAGCUACCUGCACAACGAAUCGCUAAACAUCUACACGCACAUGCUGCCCGCCCUCGCGCUGGCCCUCGCGCUCCCGCUCCUCCAACUAAACAUCUCCCGCAUCUGCGCCGCAGCCCCCUGGACCGACCGCUUCAUGCUAACGCUGACCCCUAUGGCGGCGCUCGCCACGCUCUCCCUAUCCUCCACCUACCACACGCUAUGCAACCACUCGCCCCUCGUCAGCGCCUCGUGCCUGCUGCUCGACUUCUCCGGAAUCCUCGCGCUCAUCCUCGCCUCCUUCAUCUCCGGCAUCUACGUCGGCUUCUACCACCACCCCACCCAGCAGCGCCUCUACUGGGCCAUGAUCCUCCUACUCAUCGCCACCUCCUGCACGCUCGUCCUGCACCCGCGCCUGCAGGGGCCCGUGUACCGCCCGCACCGCACCGCGGCCUUCAUCGCCACCGCGUGCUCGGGCCUCGCGCCCACGCUGCACGGCCUGUGGCUGCACGGCGCGGCCCGCGGCUUCCACGCCUGCGGCGUCAAGUGGUGGCUCGCCGAGGGCUUUUGGUACGGCGUAGGCGUGCUGUUCUUCUUCCUCAUCAUCCAGCCUGUCCUUCAAUCUCAUCACUUUGGCCGCCUUAUCAAUCUCGACCGCGCCGUCAACACACGCGUCGAACUCAACGAGCAGUCGGCACAUUUCCGCGCUGCGCGCUCGAACAGCGUCCAUUCUCUCGUGUUCUCGCCGGCGGCGCUUCCUGAAGCUCUGGGCUCUUGUCCUCCCCGGCCUGUUAAGCAGACCUUUGAGUGCCGGGAGGCAGCCGUUUUCAGCCGCGAAGCAAAGAACAGCAUUGGCCCGGGAAAGCAGUUCUUCGCGACAGUCUUCCUCGAAUAA
This is a messenger RNA of Trematosphaeria pertusa, 1098 nucleotides long. RefSeq lists its product as uncharacterized. Gene Ontology annotation, cellular component: membrane. Gene Ontology annotation, molecular function: signaling receptor activity. The transcript is spliced from 3 exons. Lineage: Eukaryota; Fungi; Ascomycota; Dothideomycetes; Pleosporales; Trematosphaeriaceae. The record is from RefSeq and is a predicted model, not a curated record. Bases 1 to 1098 code for a protein of 365 amino acids.